GGACAAGAUACGGGGGUUGAAACGCUGUAGCACUGGGAUCAAUUUCCAACUUUGGCCGUUAGCAAUCACUUUCGAYAAUUGACARGCAGCAUGCGACUUUGCUAUGGCUGUGAUUAUUAGAUCGAGAGAACCAAUGACAGUCGGCAGGAGAAAUGGACGGCGACGGCAGCGGGGCUUACAAGUUCGUAACGGCAACAAAGACACAUGCAUGUCAAAAAUGAGAAUUCCUUCGUUUCUCGUUCUAGCUUUGUUUUGUUGGAAUUAUAUAAAGGAGUGUGAUGCCUUUUCACUGUAUCUUCCAAGUCAAAAGACAAAAGAAUUGCUUCCGAGAAUCCAAGGACGGACUCAUUGCCACCGCUACCACCCCUGCAGUAACGUCGUCGUGCGUUAUGCACGAACCGACGACGACGGASAAGAAAUACGCACCAAUGAAAGCACCGACACAAAAAGAASCAAUGRYAUUCGCUCCGAAGAAUUGCUAUUGUCUUCYAACAGCAGCGAAAUCGAGGUGCUUCGUGCGCGGGCCGACGAACUUCGGGCAGAAGCUCGAGCGAUGGAACUCGAAUUGCGGCAAAAGGCUGCAAAAGAACGCCAAGAGCGGGAUGCCAUCACRGACGAACUUAUUGCAACGCUCUUUCUACCGUUGCAAUACCAGGAUCCAAAAGAAAGCAGUAAGAGAAACACAGAAAAUGAAGACGGAAGAUUAGCCGAGGGUGUCGCUGCUUCGAAUGAUACUAAUGUGAUCGACGCCAGGGUYCUUGCCGACCGAUUGCAGCAAGGCAAAUUUUCUCGCCCACAAAUCAUGGCUGUGGUCGAUCGGAUCUACGAACAACAUAAUCGAGAAAUAGACGAAAUUCGUGCGUUCACAAUAUUAAAGGAUUCACAGCAAGAAGAGGAUUUUGAACCGAAAAACUACACGGCUCYAUAYAAAGAUUACUUUYACGUAUUAACUAAGGCAGCUUGGCUGUUGGAUGAGAGCAUUGCUGCAAACAGUAUGCUGGAAGGCAAAGAAAAUGACAAUUCUUCAUCAGCYACAAAAGCAAGAAAAUCGCCACCAAAAAUGGCGUCCACGCCACCAUCGAUUGCGUCACCACCAUCGCAAUCGAAAAUCAAAUCUUCUGAUUCGUCUUCCUCUUCUAUUUCAUCAUCUGUGUUGUUUGUGACGAGUGGACAGCUGACAAAAYUGAUCAACAACCGAWKGACAGAACUUCGACAAAGGCGUGAAAUGGAAAUCAAGCGCAAGARUGCAAUGGAAACCAACAAGAUAGCUUCCGUAUCUCCACCCUCGCCAUCCUCGGAUCACACGGCGUUGCACUUUUCUGGCAUGGGGAGCAACAAUUCUACAACCAUGGGUUUUCGAGUGUGGAGUUCYUCUUCUGGAGAGACACCUUCAUUUAUUCCCUUAUGGGUACCCUCACCCUACAUUCCGUAUAUCUUAUCCUUGGACAAGGCGGAUCAACCGUCGUCCUCGCGGCCGGGAAACAAUACGAAUGGGAACAACUCAACAGCGCCUUUUGCUGUAAUCACAAACAGUUCGCUGGAAGCCGCCGAAUUGAACAUACUGAAGAACAARGUCCUSCUCGAUAGCAGGUUUUACAUUACCUCUUCCGAGUUCGCUCCUGGGGCUGCACUUUUUCGCGGUAACUUYCGCACCCCUCGGCAGACGAUUCACUCCUCCACGACCCCUUCUGUUGUCCCAGCAAACAACCGAACCUCGUGGUUCAAAAGGCAAUGGUUGGCUCGACGAAAGCAAACCGCAGCAAUGGAAUACGACAAUACUGCCAUGGUUUUUGCUGACAUUCAGAACCGACUCGAAAGAGAGGGGUUGCAAGACAGGGUUCAGCUUUUUGUCCUGCCRGAUCCAGGCCUGGGACGACCGACGGCAAACAGCAGGAGACCUUCUGCCGCRAAGGCAGCAAUGAGCACAAAACGACUCGGCACCGAAAGAGCCGAACCGUCUGCGUCAUCGAUGAACCCGGUGAUUUUGGCGCUCCCUAAGGCUGUAACGCCCGACGAAAGCAAGCUGAAAAAAGGGUGGAUCCGGAAACUCGGAAAGGUAYGUACAGAAAAGAAAAAGAAGACAYGGCUGUGUUGAUAUUUGCAACUCAUUGCGACGAGCACUAGACGAUGAUGAAUAAACUUGUGAUUUCUCGAAAAACUMACUAAUGCGUUUCGUGGCGAUCGACGGUUCAUUUGACUUAUGCGCUCGCUUGACUGAUACAUUGGUAGGGUUUGUGCUACCCGCUGGCGGCCUUUACGACCUUUGUUUACUCCUUCAUGCACUACAUCCGCAAUCCUUAUCUCUACGAUGCGCUCGUCAAUCAAAGGCAAUUGAAGGUGYUGUCCUCUUGUAUUCCGUUGGCUUUGGGAGUGAUUGCGAUUCAAAUCAUCCACGAGGCAGCUCAUUACUUUGUAGCCAAGCGGAGGAAGAUGAAAAUCGGCAGUCCCGUCCCGAUCCCAUCCUAUUACAGCAUCAUGCCUUUCUUUGGAUCGAUCACCCCCCUCCGGUCCUUCCCGUCGACCAAAAGAGACCUGUUCGAUUUUGCGUUGAGCGGACCSAUGACCGCCCUCGCCGCGUCGCUCGGCCUGGUCUUUUCCGGCGCCUURCUGACCGCUCGGGCCACGGCCGUGGACAUUGCCACGUAUCCGUUCCUGCCCGCCGGAGACCUGAAAUCCAGCUUCCUGCUGGGCUCGAUCCUGUCGUGGCUGCUGCCGAAGACCAUGAUGCUCCCGCUCGCGCAGCCGAUACCGAUGCACCCGUUCUUAUUGGUGGGAAGCUUCGGGCUCGUGACGUCGGCCCUGAACCUGCUGCCGAUCUUCCGGCUGGACGGCGGCCGCGCGUGCUUUGCGGCCAUGGGCCAUCGGUCUGGGACGGUGAUUUCCCUGUGCAUGGCCUUUUGSAUCCUCUGGAGCCACCGGGACCCGUUGCAGGUGUGCUGGCUCGUUUUCGUGGCGCUCUUCCAGUCGCGGCUCGAGAUCCCGUGCCGCGACGAGUGCACCGACGUGGACGACAAGAGGAGGUGGAUCUGGCUGGCCUCGUUSUUGCUGUCCAUGUCGAUUCUGUUGCCCUUCAAGGGUCUGUAGGUUUGAGGGAAGCCGAAGCCGCUUGUGCCACUCGGGGGUUUCUGCAGCCGUGCCAGCUUCGAGCACGGGUUGGUCGGUCGACCGGACGCACGCAACCCAAAAAAUGGCAGUAGAGAAA
Pseudo-nitzschia multistriata is the source of this 3202-nucleotide messenger RNA. The record is from the annotation of a GenBank genome assembly. NCBI's taxonomy places the organism in Eukaryota, Bacillariophyta, Bacillariophyceae, Bacillariales, Bacillariaceae.